AUGGGUGAUUUAUCUGACUUUGCAAGCCCUAAAGCAUCAGACUCUGAACUUCAAGAUUUUCUCGUGGCAGAAAAACAAAAGGCUCAAUUCCACGCCCAGAUUCAUGAAUUCAAUGACUUUUGCUGGGAUAAAUGUGUUGAUAAACCUGGUGCAAAACUAGAUUCCCGGACAGAAACCUGCAUUACUAACUGUGUAGAAAGAUUUAUAGAUGUGUCACUGCUCAUAACAAACAGAUUUGCACAGAUGCUUGAAAAAGGAGGUGGAAUGCAUUAA
Messenger RNA from Arctia plantaginis, 273 nucleotides. The record is from the annotation of a GenBank genome assembly. Lineage: Eukaryota; Metazoa; Arthropoda; Insecta; Lepidoptera; Erebidae.